Messenger RNA from Rotaria sp. Silwood2, 1194 nucleotides. Lineage: Eukaryota; Metazoa; Rotifera; Eurotatoria; Philodinida; Philodinidae. The record is from the annotation of a GenBank genome assembly.
CCAUUCUCGCCUUUUUCAGUAAUUUUCUCGCAGGAAGUACGCGACAAGAUUGUUGUCGAUGAUCUUAUUCAACACGCGAUGAAUAAUUUAAAUUUGGAAUUAAAAACUGUUGCCUAUCGUCGUGCAUAUGCCGAAAACAAUCAAAACCGUAUAUUGAUAUUUGUUGAAAACAGUGAAUCGUUCGUUUUCUUAUACGAUCGUAGUAACUGGCCUACAACACUAGCAGGGUGCAAUUUUACAACGAAAACUCCGUCGAUCCCACCGCAACUCUCGCUAGUUCUACCGUCAGUCUCGUUUCAAAUAUAUUGGGAUAAAUUUGUUCAAGAGAUUAAAAGUAAAUGCGUGGAUAUCGUUGAUAUAAUUCGCUUAAAAAAUAAAGCCCAGCAACCAGUACGAGCAGUCAAACUUGAAUUUAAAUCAAUUAAAUCUCGAAAUGAAGUAUUAGAAGCAGGACCAAUUUCAAUCAUGCAUAUGAAGCACAAAGUCAUUGAAUAUUAUUCCCAAGCUAAUGUCUUAAUAUGUUCCAAUUGUUUCGGAAUUAGGCACUUCCGAAAGAACUGCUCGCAGAAGGAAGAAGUUACAUGUAAAGUAUGCGGUGAAAAAUGCUCAAAUCUGAAAGAUCAUCAUUGUUCAGGCGUGUCAAAAUGUAUUCAUUGUGGUGGGCCGCAUAAUUCGAAUGACGCAAAAUGUCGUGUGGUGAAAGACUAUCGAGCAGCUCUUACUCGUAAUCUUCUCUCAAAAGCACCAUCUGUCAACGGCGAAUAUACAAACUGUCAACCGUCACUAGCCGAUUUUCCUCAGUUGACUGCUGCACUGGGUCGUGCACCCUAUUCUACAGUCACUCAAAUGAUGCCUUUAAACUCAAAUGAUGUAAUAUCCAAGAAGCUGGAUAGUAUUUUAACAAAAGUUGAAGAAGAAUCUGUAGCAACUCGUUUGGUGUUCGAUGAAUUAAAAAAAGAAAUGAUAGCGCGCUAUGAAGUAACGAAGCAACAAGUUGAUGAGCUUGAAAAAAAGGUGGGAACAAUGGAAACGAAAUUUCAGGAACUAAGCAAACAAGUAUUUACAAUAAUGCAGAACAUCUGUACGUCUCUAUUGGAUCCACAAGGUGCACAAAAUGCUAAUUGGAAAACCUACUGGCAGGAACAAAUUAGAAUAUUAUCAGAGCUUAAAGUACCGUCGUCUAAAUCUUCAUAA